Messenger RNA from Oldenlandia corymbosa var. corymbosa, 2060 nucleotides. The record is from the annotation of a GenBank genome assembly. NCBI's taxonomy places the organism in Eukaryota, Viridiplantae, Streptophyta, Magnoliopsida, Gentianales, Rubiaceae.
GUUCACUGAGUUGAGUGACUUCACUUCGAUUGGGUCGGAAAGAUGUCAUUUUGUCCCGUGAUUUCCUCCAUUCUCAUUUUCUUUUUUUUAGUAUUUUAAUUAAAUAGCCGCUAUUAGAGUUGUGCCACAAGCUUUAAUAUUUGUACUCAUCAAUUCCCUAAAAUUUCUCCGCAACUUAUUUUAUUUCCAUCCGUGAUAUACUCUACGCAUACAGUUUAGACUUCUAGUGUAAAUCCAUCUCUCUCCCUUUAAACAAAUCCAGGUGCUGUGAUUUUUUUAUCAGCAUUUUGGGGAGUUUAAAAUCCAAUGCUGUGAUUUUUGUAGCAUAUAGGGAAGUUCAAUUCUUCAGCAUUUAGGAAGAAAAAUGUUGGAUUUUUUAAUUAAGAAGGAUGUUAGAAAGAUUCUCAAGAGGAAGGAUAGUGAUGCUGGGGAAAAAGGACGGGCUUUGGAGGACGCUCGAGCAUCACUAUUUAACAAAUUACAGUUAUUAGGAGGAGCAAAGCGUCAGCAGCAACCCUUGCUUGCGCCUUCUUUUGCCCUUACCUUCAACUUUUUGGUUUCUGUCAGCAUAAUUCUGAUGAACAAAUUGGUUGGUUAAAUCCUCUUCUCCUAUCAUCAUUAAUGCACAUGCAAAAGUUUUCACAAUCUCAUGAAUGCCCUUUUCGACUUGUGCAGGUACUUGUCAAAACUGGUUUUAACUAUCCAAUAUCUUUAACUUUUAUUCACUACAUAUGUAGCUGGUUCAUCAUGGCCAUUUUAAAUGCUUUAUCCAUUAUUUCCCUGACUUCUCCGUCAAGGUCGACCAAAUAUUUUUCACUGUUAUCACUUGGUAUAGUUAUGUCUCUGUCUACUGGCCUUGCGAAUGUCAGCCUGAAAUAUAAUAGUGUUGGAUUUUAUCAAAUGGCCAAGAUUGCAGUGACACCAGCUAUAGUUUUAGCUGAAUUCGUGCUCUUCAGCAAAAGGAUCUCUGUUAAAAAGGUUGCUGCACUUGCUGUAGUAUCAAUUGGUGUUGCUGUUGCAACAGUUACAGAUCUUCAAUUUCACUUUUUUGGUGCAUGCGUAGCCGUAGCAUGGAUAAUCCCCAGUGCAGUUAAUAAAAUAUUGUGGUCCAAUCUACAGCAGCAGGAAAACUGGACUGCUUUGGCGUUAAUGUGGAAAACCACGCCUGUUACAUUGUUCUUUUUGUUAACGAUGAUGCCAUAUCUCGAUCCGCCGGGUGUCUUCUCCUUCAAUUGGAAUUUUCAAAAUUCUGCAACUAUUGGCGGUUCUGCUGUUCUGGGCUUCUUGCUUCAAUGGUCAGGUGCCUUAGCGCUUGGGGCAACGUCUGCAACCACACAUGUAGUCCUUGGACAGUUCAAAACUUGUAUCAUUCUUCUCGGAGGAUAUUUUCUCUUCGGUUCAAAUCCAGGAAUCAUCAGCAUUAUGGGAGCAGUUGUUGCUCUUGCGGGUAUGUCCUUCUACACAUACCUAAAUUUGCAACCCCAGCAACAAGCAGGCAAAACAUCUCCUCGGCAGUCUUCAUUCUCAUUACCGAAAUCCAAGCUUAGCAAAGAAAAUGGAGAUGCCCAUGAUGGAAGUUAUGGGGAUGAACAUGUCUAGCUUUUCCUAACGCCAGCCAAGAUUCUUUUCAUAACCCUACACAUUCAGGAAUAGAACCGAUUGUUCGUGUGAUCUUUCUGAUAGCUAACAACAACAUUAUGCUGAUUGCCGUCUGUGAAUGAAGGGACUGUAUAUGAUCUCCAAUUGCUCCAAAGGUUCCGCAUUCUGUACAUGUAAUCUUUUAGGCGAGUCGAGACAUAUUCUUUUCCUCUACUGAAUUUCGAACCAGAGAGCUCAUGCUCCACAUUUUACUGGCAACAGCCACUUCAGGUUUGCUUGUGAAAAAGAGUGGCCUGUGCUACAGUUUCUUGUUUGACUAGUCUAUUGUUUGUACAGAGACAUUCUUUCACAUUAGGAGGACAGGCACUAACUUGUGUUCAUUUUUCAAUAACUAACUUUCUUGGUCUAUCUAAUUGUUCAAAUAUAUACUUGCCUGCACGUGUUUUUGCAAUAUUUUCCUG